Messenger RNA from Cordyceps fumosorosea ARSEF 2679, 1242 nucleotides. RefSeq names its product Alpha-hydroxy acid dehydrogenase, FMN-dependent. Gene Ontology annotation, molecular function: oxidoreductase activity; FMN binding. The record is from RefSeq and is a predicted model, not a curated record. The transcript is spliced from 2 exons. NCBI's taxonomy places the organism in Eukaryota, Fungi, Ascomycota, Sordariomycetes, Hypocreales, Cordycipitaceae. The coding region runs from base 1 to 1242 and encodes 413 amino acids.
AUGUCCGACAACAGCGACGACAGUGGCCCUCUGCCCUAUGCCUACCAUAUCAAGACCGUCCUGGAGCAGGGCGUCGUCAUGGGAAACCUGCCCAAGGUGACGACCGACCUUAACCAACUCGAAGAGCAGGCUCGCAAGGAGAUGGCUCUCCAGAGGGGAUUUGAGUAUAUUCGUGGCUCCGCCGGCGAAGCGGCCACCACGCACGCCAACCGUCUCGCCUUUCGCUCCUGGAAGAUUAUUCCUCGCAUGAUGAGGCCUACUGGCGACCGGGAUCUGAGUGUGACGUUGUUCGGCAAGAAGUACAGAUCCCCCCUCCUAAUGGCGCCGGUCGGUGUCCAGGGCACAAUGCAUCCUGACAAGGAGAUUGGCAAUGCCAGGGCGUGCGCGGAGCUGGGAGUGCCUUUCACGCUGAGCACCGCCUCCACGACGGGCAUCGAGGAGCUCAUCGAAGCCUGCCCCGAAGGCGACAAGUGGUUCCAACUGUACUGGCCUCUUGACGAGGAGAUCACGCGCUCCAUCCUCACGCGCGCCAAGAAGAACGGCUACCAGACCCUGGUCGUGACGCUGGACACGUGGACCCUUGGCUGGAGACCGAGCGACCUGGACACGGCCAACAUCCCUUUCCUGACCGGUGUCGGCGACGAGGUCGGCUUCCGGGAUCCCGUGUUCCGGCGCAAGUUCGCGGAGAGGACCGAUGGUGAGACGCCCGAGGAGAGCCCGGUCUUGGCCGGCAUGUACUGGGUAAGCGAAAUCUUCCCCGGUGUCAGCCGCUCGUGGGAGGACAUCAAGAUCCUGCGCAAGUACUGGGACGGGCCGAUGGUCGUCAAGGGCGUCCUGAGCGUGGAGGAUGCCCAGCUUGCGGUCGAGCACGGCCUGGACGGAAUCAUUGUCAGCAACCACGGCGGCCGCCAGGUUGACGGCGCCAUCGCCAGCCUCGACGCGCUGCCCGGCAUCGUCCAGGCUGUCGGCAGCAAGCUUACGGUCAUGAUGGAUUCCGGAAUCCGCACCGGGGCCGACAUCUUCAAAGCCCUUUGUCUCGGAGCUCAGGCCGUGUUUGUUGGCCGACCCGUUGUCUACGGAUUGGGUAUUAAUGGGCAGGAUGGCGCGCAUGCCGUCCUCGCCAAUCUCCUCGCCGACUUGGACAUCACAAUGGGUAUUUCUGGCGUUAAGAACAUAUCGGAGCUCAAUCCCUCUAGGCUAGCAAAGAUUCACCACCCUGGUGAUGUUCGAUCGAAUCUGUAG